AUGAUAAACUCACUACUUCCCCUUAGGUAGCUAGGGUGUUUGAAUGAAUAGAGAGAAAAUUAUCAUCUAAGUUAUGAUGAGCAACUUGAUAGCACUAAUCUUUCUCAGAAUCAUUGCUAACAGCUUCAAUUUGCUAAAGAAACAGAAUUCGUUUCUGGAUCAAACAGCACUAUUCCCUCAGGUAGCUUAUCUAGUAGCUUCUUUAAGUCCUCAUUCAUCUUUUAAAUAUGCUGCACCUAGAUAAAUGAUAACUUAAGUCUUUUCUCGAAAGAAUAGCAUGCAAAAAUUAGCAGGCAAGUAACAGUAAGAAUUGAUGAAAACGUAAAGAAAUCAGCAAAUUAGGCAUAAAAUCCAUAGAAAAUUAUCAUCCCACUAGAUGUAACUAUCAUCGAUAUUGAACUUAAAAUCCAGCUAUAAUUAAACAGCAACCCAUGCACCAUGUAGACAAAUAAUCCACUAAUGUUCCCCGCUAUUUAUAAGAUAGAAGCAUUUUCCCUUAUAUUUAUGAUAGUUGCUAGAUAUGUUGGGACAAGAAGCAAUCCUUGCAAUUUACAAAAUCUAUCAGGCCAUUUCCAUGCUAAAACAAACAAUAGUGCCUACCAUAAAAUCAAUGAUGACCUUAGACUCCAUUAGCCUUCUGUUAACCUUUUAGAUAUAAGAAGAGUCUAUACAACUCCAAAUACAGUGAAUGCUAUCCUAAGAAUUAAAGCAAAUUUGCAAAUGAAAAAAAUAUCUUUAUUUCUUUCUUGCUGA
Messenger RNA from Stylonychia lemnae, 753 nucleotides. The record is from the annotation of a GenBank genome assembly. NCBI's taxonomy places the organism in Eukaryota, Ciliophora, Spirotrichea, Sporadotrichida, Oxytrichidae.